GAGAAAGUUAAGUGAGGACGAUGGCCGGGUCUCCUGCACUGCUCCUCCUGCUCAGCAUGGGGCUCUGCUGCACCGGUGCCCAGGGACAGAGGGAUGCAGUGGUGGUCAGGUUCCUCAACAGGAGCAUCAUACAGCCCCAGAAGGGACAAAGGCUGGAGCUGAACUGCAUGAGAAACAAUGACUCCUGGAAAGUAUCCUGGAUCCGCCUGGACAAGGAUGGGAACAUUCACUUCAUUCUCUCCAGUUAUGAGACGAACACCACCACAUUUAAUGGGGCUGAGAGAACAUCUCCACACUUUGAGGCAUCAUGGAGAGUCAGCACCUCUACGCUGGUUGUGAAAUCCUUCAGGGCAGAAGAUGAGGGGAUCUACUUCUGUGUCAACCACAUCACCCCGGUGUUGCACUUCGGCUCUGGACAACCCGCCUUCCUCCCAGCAGUCGCAUCAAGAGCUUCACCCACCACACUCACUGCCUACAACCAGAGCAGCCAGGUCACCAAGAAGGACAUCUCCCAGCACAGUUCAGGCCCAGGAUCAAGCAACAAGAACAUGCUGCAUUUCUGCUCUGAUAUAGUCAUGUGGACUAACCUGGCCUGUGCCUGCCUCCUGCUCUUCACUGCCAUAACCAUCACCAUCACGCACUGCCAAAGACCAAGCUCACCGUAAGCAAGCAGUGCUGCAACGCUGCUCAGCAGAAGGCACACAGGCAUCCGCCACAAGCACCGCACUGAUCCCAUCAUCAAUACACACAGCUGCCCUGAUGGAGAGUGGGCAUUUGGCUGAUCCUUCUCCGCCUACCCAUCAAUCACACCCAAAACUCAGCUCUCAGACCCCAAGCUACCUCUCACUUCUGAAGUCUUCCAGAUUAAACGCUCCUAAUUCUUAACGUUCUCAGUGUGUCCUUUGCUUUCAUUCAUAGUUUUCAUUGGGGCGAGGGUAUUAAACAAGCAACAACCAACACCAAUAUUGUUUCAAAAAAAAAAAAAAAAGAAACCCACUCCCAACUAUACUGACAUAUAAUUGUCUGUCUGACCAGCAUCCGCAGUGGGAAAUCUCUCCCAGCUUUUCCAACGGAAAUCAACUCAGCAAGCACUGAGAUCAUUCAUCUCAACCUCACGCACUCCUGAGCCCAUUCCAAAACCUGUCAGACUCCCUCUUCCCCACAUGAUUUGGUCCAUGCUCUCCACAGACAUAUCUCAUUCAUUCAUUGUUUGACGGAAAUAAACUAAAUACAAACCAACUUCACCACAGCCGAGGUGAUAAUUGACAAUAAGCCUCGAUGCCUCUGUUUUUAAGGGCAGGAAGAACUUCUACACCUGAGAGCUCAUCUCUCUUUCCCAACUCCCUCAAUUGCAGUAACAGUGAUGCUGAUCGUUGCUGCUCCGCAAGUGACGACUCAGCAGGACGUUGUAUAAGUGCAUCUGAAGCAUCACAGUUUAACCAUGGCUGACCUUAGUUACCCCAUUCCAGAAGGUUUCACACCAGCUGUCCUUACUCACCAAAAUGCAUUGAGGCCCAAUCAAAUGAGCCCAGGGUUAAGCACACAGUUUGCGCCCAUUUCCUCACAAAACAGCACUUCCAUCAGACAGCGGUGCCUGCUUUCGGGCACCCAGGAUCAGGUGGCAAAUUUGCAAAAGAGGAAUACAACAACACAUCACAAACAACAGCAGAGCCAGGAAAUAACAACAGAAGACACAAACAACACCAGCCCACGGAAACUGUCGCUACUGUAUGUGCAAAGCUGCAGGAAGCCCAGCACUUACCAAUGUGUGAGUGGUCACCUGGAGGCAGCAGCAAGGGCCCUCACUGUUGCAGCAUAUAAGGGUUAUUUUUGGCAGGGCGGAAGUCCCUGUGGUUGUAGAACAAAAGGACAAGAAUUUAAACUCAAGAAAAAUAAGUCUGCAUGAGUAUGGGACAUGGGGCUGCAGGGAUGGCUACCACAGCACAGACCACCUGCCCUGCACACAGCAGUUUCUGCACAGAGAGUAUAAAGAAGAAAUGUGGAGAACAACUGAGCUGAAGCACUCAGCUGCAUCUCAGUAAUGCAUGGACCCUGAGAUGACAAGUGCACAUGGAUCAAUCUGAAAAUAGAAUAGCAGAAUAUGCUAAAAUAAAACCUCCUGCAUAAAACACAACUUGCAGCCCAUCUCAAUGGCACGGCACUUAUCCUUGUUUUCUGCAAAUGUGGACAUGAUGAGAGCACCCGAAAUGGCUGUGAGACUGCAGUUUGUGGUGGCUGAUUUGAUUUCAGGCAGGACCACUGUCAGAAGCUCAACUGAAGACAACGGAGCAAAAUCGAUGAGGCACCACUACAAACAACGCUAUUACAGUAAAUGAGUCCAAGUUCGGGAUCACAAAUGAAGUGCCGCAGAAAUCAUUCUUUUCGGAACAACGCGUCUUCACAGAAGAGGGUCCAGAUGACAUCACAUCCUCUCCUAUAAGUUACACUGCCUCCAAACUUCAGUGACAAAGAUCACCACCGCUCCGCUGCACCUCCCCGAGGACAAUGGCCGGGUCUCCUGCACAGCUCCUCCUGCUCAGCCUGGGGCUCUGACCAAGCUCACCGUAAGCAAUCAGCGCUGCAUCGCUGCUCAGCAGAAGGCACACAGGCAUCCUCCUCAAGCACCGCACUGAUCCCAUCAGCAACACACACAGCCACCCUAAUGGAGCGUGGGCAUCUGGCUGAUCCUUCUCUGCCCAUUCAUCAAUCACACCCAAAACUCUGCUCUCAGACCCCAACCCACAUCUCACUUCUGAAGUCUUCCCGAUUAAACACUUCUAAUUCUUAA
Gallus gallus (chicken) is the source of this 2788-nucleotide messenger RNA. Its product is annotated as T-cell surface glycoprotein CD8 alpha chain-like. NCBI's taxonomy places the organism in Eukaryota, Metazoa, Chordata, Aves, Galliformes, Phasianidae. The transcript has 6 exons. The record is from RefSeq and is a predicted model, not a curated record. Bases 21 to 665 code for a protein of 214 amino acids.